Messenger RNA from Leopardus geoffroyi (Geoffroy's cat), 10190 nucleotides. It is a transcript of the gene KMT2E, whose product is annotated as lysine methyltransferase 2E (inactive). Bases 3849 to 9428 code for a protein of 1859 amino acids. Gene Ontology annotation, molecular function: protein binding. The record is from RefSeq and is a predicted model, not a curated record. The transcript is spliced from 26 exons. Lineage: Eukaryota; Metazoa; Chordata; Mammalia; Carnivora; Felidae.
CCGCAGUGGCUGCUGUCGGGGGGUCGUCUGUUCGUGGAGGUGUGGAGAGACUCCUUGGGGGUCGAGCAGAUAACGGGGUUCGGGUGUCUGUUGUGUGAACAUCGCAGGUCUAUUCUGGAUAGCAGGUUUUGUGAAGACAUUUGUUCUUUCUUGGACCUCAGAUUUACCAGACAUCUCAUGGUAUUUCCUUUUAUAUUAUUUCUUUAAUGGCUGCCAUUUGUUCUCAAUGUACUUUGUAUAUAUUUUACUUGCCAGUUGGAUAACCAGUUUCUUAUUCACAUAUAAGAUGUGAAGCUUUGUGUAAUUGUUUGGAUUAUGUUGAAUUGUUUUUUCUCCAGUUAUGCCUGUGUUAUAAGCUCACACCUUUUCUGCCUACUGCAUUGGCUUUCCCUUUCUUUUCUUCUUAAUUUCCAAGACACAGCAAUUUGACCCCAACGAAUUUAUGAUGUUAUUAAGUAUCAACUGAAUUUUUAAACAGUGUGAGUUUUCUGGUGAUAGAGUUUUUGAUAUUAAUGAAUAUAGUAAAAUAUUUGCCAUUUUAUGGUCUCAAUAGAUAGGACCUCUUGCCUUCUGGCCUCCUGUGAAUAAAUUCCUGAGAUCCUCUUCCCUGUUGAAUCAAAUGCAGAGUUUGUGGUUCUGUUUCAGAUGUGAUGAUGUGUCUGUCUCGGGGAAUGAAGUUCUGUGUUCUUAGAGCGAUGCAUUUGUGCAGAGGGUGUCAUGAAGUUGCUGUUAUAGCACUUGAUUGUAUAGGUUGACCACUCAUUUGGCUAAUGAGACCAGGGCUGCAGUUUCAUUCUAGGUGCUCUGAUUCAUUCACCAGUCCCUUAUAGAGUGCUCCAGGCACUGUGCAGGGUUUGAGAGACAGGCAGUAAUCAUACAAACACAGGCCAUUGUCUGAAGUAGGUUAAUGGCAAGCUCUUCACUGCUACUUAAAAAUAGCUCAAAUGUAGUGUUUAUUGAAGAUUGUAUAUUUACAUAAAAAUGGAGCACACUAUUAGAUACAUACUCAAAUAGAUUCUUUUAGGUUGGAACUAUUAAUCAGUUAAAUAAAAGAACACAUAAUGAUUUGAUUUCUGCUUUCUAGUUACCGGUCUGGUUAAAACAAAAAAAAAUGCACUACUAAAUAUUUAACAACAUAUGUCUAAAAUUUAAGACUUCUGUGAGUCGAAUGUAAAGAUAUGCUGAGCUAAAGAAAACAUCUCCCAAGUAGAUGCUACCAACAAGGAAGACGGUUUUUCUUAAGUUUUAAUUGUUAUCUGUUGUUAUAUCUGUAUCUUCAGCAUUUUAAAGAAAUAUAGAGUAUUGUCACAUUUGAAUGGAACAAACUUAUAGUUUUGUAUAUUGGUUGUGUUUUGUCAAUUGGAAAUUUUAUAAUUUUAUAGCUUUGUGUGGGUUAAUGCAGCUUUUAUGAAGCAACUCUAAUAUGGUCACAGGGGCAGCAAAGAAGGUAGGGCAAUCUUUCCUUCUUCUCGUUCUGCUUUAAUUUUUAGAGGAUGAUUUUAAUUUGAUGAGCACAUUAUAAAAACAUGGCAAGUUGAAAACCAUAAUUAUUUUCAAAAACUAUUAGAAGAAUCACUUUAAAUGAGGUCUAGACAGCUUUUCCAUGAAGUAAGAGCAACUCUUCUUAUGUGACUGCCACUUACUGAUUGCUGAAAAUGUGCAGUGCUGUGUAUGAAAAUGCUUUACAUUCAUUCAUUUUCUUCAUGGAAACCCUAUGAGGAUAAAAUCUCAUUUUAUAAGCAAGGAACCUGAAGCUUAGGUUAAAUAACUUGCCUAGCUCGUAUAUCUGGUGAGCAUUAGAGAUAGGCUCCGGAGCCUAUGUUUUGAACUUUUAGGCACAAAUGCCUAUUGUUGUAUAUUUUUAUUAUAAUAUCUUAUAAUCUAGUAGCUCCCCAAGUUAUACAUGGUUUAAAAGUAGAGGCUAGUUUUCUUGGAGAAUUCAAACAACUGUUACCACUUUACUUCCCUAUUUUGGUAUUUGCUCCCAUAAGGUAUGAGGUCACAAUCUUUAUUACCUGUGAAAUAGAAAUUAACCUGAAUAGUUAUUCUCAAGGUUACUUGUAAAGAUUAAAGAUAAAUAUAAGAAUUGCCAUUUGAAGAAAGCUUGCUCCUCAGUAUUUCAGGUAUAACACGGGAAAAACAAUUUUGACUGUUGCCCUUUUCUGUUUAUAGUAUUAUCUGUUUUGUUCCUAAGUUGUACUGUAUUAUUACUGAAAAGAGCACCCAAGUGGGGAUGGGGGAGAGGGAGUGAGGGAGGCAGAGAGAGAGAGAGAAUCCUGAGCAUGGUCCACACUGCCAGCACAGAGCCUGAUGUGGGGCUCGAACUCAUGCACUGCACAAUCAUGACCUGAGCUGAAGUCAGACAUUUAACCGAUUCAGCCACCCAGGCACCCCUUACUACUGAAGAUUUUGAGUAGAUAUUUCACAAAGAGUAUCAUAUGCAAGUGUCAUACAGUGAAUUAGAUUAGAAACAUUGAUGUUGAAGCUGAAUAUAUUUUGUUAUUUGGUAAAUUUGUUUAAAAAACACUUCAAGUGUAUUAGUUUUCUCUACUAAUUACCUGUAUUAGGAAACAUUAGUUCUGGGGAGUUAAUACUAACUGAAGAAAUAAGACAACUCCCUCAAUAUACAUGUACUUAUGUGGUAUGGAAAAUGACAGCCACUUUAAAACAUUGGAUUUUAUUACAAAUAAAAUAGCUUUCCUUUUAUAAUACAUAAAUAACAGAGUAGAAUUGGUUCAAAUCCUGGUUUUAGUUUUUAAAAAUGUUUAAUUUUUGAGAGAGAGAAAGAGCAGGAGUCGGGGAGAGGCUGAGAGCAAGGGGAACAGAGGAUCCAGAGUAGGCUCCACCCUGAAGUAGAGAGCCCCAUGCUGGGCUUUAGCCAUGAGAUCAUGACCUGAGCCAAAGUUGGACGCUCAACCCACUGAGCCACCCAGGUGCCUCUCCUGGUUUUAUCUCUUAAACUGAGCAACCUUGGUUAAGUUAUUUAACCUUUCUUGCUUUUGUUAUCCUCAGUGGUAAAAGGGAGAGCCCUGUUUCAGAGUUGUAAGGAUUAAAUAGAUCAUCCAUGUAAAAGCAUAGUAAGUACUUGAUAUUUGUUAGAUCGCUUACUGAAUCAAGAAGGCUUAUUUUGGAUACCAGUGCUGUAAGAAAUUCCAUUUUAGGGGCGCCUGGGUGGUGCAGUCAGUUAAGCGUCUGACUUCAGCCAGGUCACGAUCUUGCGGUCCGUGAGUUCGAGCCCCGCGUCAGGCUCUGGGCUGAUGGCUCGGAGCCUGGAGCCUGUUUCCGAUUCUGUGUCUCCCUCUCUCUCUGCCCCUCCCCCGUUCAUACUCUGUCUCUCUCUGUCCCAAAAAUAAAUAACCGUGGAAAAAAAAAAUAAAAAAAAAAAGAAAUUCCAUUUUAUCUUUGAAAAUGAGUAAUAUUUGUUGGUUCUUCACUAAGCAAGACAGCUUAGUUCAUCUUUCUUUUUGGCAUUUUAUAUUCUUUCUCUAAGUAAGGUUAUGAUUCAGAAACUUCUUUUAAUCACAGUCCCAUAACUUAAUUCCAAAAUAAAAUAAAAUAAAAUAAAAUAAAAUAAAUAAACGAAGUAGAGACUCCCUUGAGCAAAUUCCAGUUUAUAUGGAUAUUUUAAUGAAGAAUGCUUUUUCUUCAUGUAUUUUACUUACUGUCUUUAUAGUAUGAAUGUGUUAGGAAUAUGAAAUUAUUUUUAAUUUUUUGUUCCCUUUUCUUUUAAACAGGGUUUGUGGAUGCACUUAGAUGUUUGCAAUGAGCACUGUGGCUGGCAUGCCCCAGUGUUUUGGAUACCAAUGCAUAGGACUCCAUAGUAAUCGAAUUUACCAGAGGCGAACGUCAUGAGCAUAGUGAUCCCUUUGGGGGUUGAUACAGCAGAAACAUCAUACUUGGAAAUGGCUGCAGGCUCAGAACCAGAAUCCGUAGAAGCUAGCCCUGUGGUAGUUGAGAAAUCCAACAGUUAUCCCCACCAGUUGUAUACCAGCAGCUCGCAUCAUUCACACAGUUACAUCGGUUUGCCCUAUGCGGACCAUAAUUAUGGUGCUCGUCCUCCUCCAACACCUCCGGCUUCCCCUCCUCCAUCAGUUCUUAUUAGCAAAAAUGAAGUAGGCAUAUUUACCACUCCUAACUUUGAUGAAACUUCCAGUGCUACUACAAUCAGCACAUCUGAGGAUGGAAGUUAUGGUACUGAUGUAACCAGGUGCAUAUGUGGUUUUACACAUGAUGAUGGAUACAUGAUCUGUUGUGACAAAUGCAGCGUUUGGCAACAUAUUGACUGCAUGGGGAUUGACAGGCAGCAUAUUCCUGAUACAUACUUAUGUGAACGUUGUCAGCCUAGGAGUUUGGAUAAAGAGAGGGCAGUGCUACUACAGCGCCGGAAAAGGGAAAAUAUGUCAGAUGGUGAUACCAGUGCAACUGAGAGUGGUGAUGAGGUUCCUGUGGAAUUAUAUACUGCAUUUCAGCAUACCCCAACAUCGAUUACUUUAACUGCUUCAAGAGUUUCCAAGGUUAAUGAUAAAAGAAGGAAAAAAAGUGGGGAGAAAGAACAAAACAUUUCAAAGUGUAAAAAAGCCUUUCGUGAAGGAUCUCGGAAGUCAUCAAGAGUUAAGGGUUCAGCUCCAGAGAUUGAUCCUUCAUCUGAUGGUUCAAAUUUUGGAUGGGAGACAAAAAUCAAAGCGUGGAUGGAUCGAUACGAAGAGGCAAAUAGUAACCAAUAUAGUGAGGGUGUUCAGAGGGAGGCACAAAGAAUAGCUCUGAGAUUAGGCAAUGGAAAUGACAAAAAAGAGAUAAAUAAAUCAGAUUUGAAUACCAACAAUUUGCUCUUCAAACCUCCUGUAGAGAGCCAUAUACAAAAAAAUAAGAAAAUUCUGAAAUCUGCAAAAGAUUUGCCUCCUGAUGCACUUAUCAUUGAGUACAGAGGGAAGUUUAUGCUAAGAGAACAGUUUGAAGCAAAUGGAUAUUUCUUUAAGAGACCAUAUCCUUUUGUUUUAUUUUAUUCUAAAUUUCACGGGCUAGAAAUGUGUGUUGAUGCAAGGACUUUUGGGAAUGAGGCUCGGUUCAUUAGGCGUUCUUGUACACCCAAUGCAGAGGUGAGGCAUGAAAUUGAAGAUGGAACCAUACAUCUUUACAUUUAUUCUAUACAGACUAUUCCAAAAGGAACUGAAAUUACUAUUGCCUUUGAUUUUGACUAUGGGAAUUGUAAGUACAAGGUGGACUGCGCAUGCCUCAAAGAAAAUCCAGAGUGCCCUGUUCUAAAACGUAGUUCUGAAUCCACGGAAAACAUCAAUAGCGGUUAUGAGACCAGAAGGAAAAAAGGAAAAAAAGAAAAGGAUAUUUCAAAAGAAAAAGAUACACAAAAUCAGAAUAUUACUCUGGAUUGUGAAGGAACAACCAACAAAAUGAAGAGCCCAGAAACUAAACAAAGAAAGCUUUCUCCCCUGAGACUAUCAGUAUCAAAUAAUCAGGAACCAGAUUUUAUUGAUGAUAUAGAAGAAAAAACUCCCAUUAGCAAUGAAGUAGAAAUGGAAUCAGAGGAGCAGAUUGCAGAAAGGAAAAGGAAGAUGACAAGAGAAGAAAGGAAAAUGGAAGCAAUUCUGCAAGCUUUUGCCAGACUUGAAAAAAGAGAGAAAAGAAGAGAACAAGCUUUGGAAAGAAUCAGCACAGCCAAAACCGAAGUUAAAACAGAGUGUAAAGACACGCAGGCUGUCAGUGACGCCGAAGCUACUCAGGAACAAGCAAAAGAAGAAACUGCUAGCAAGCCUGCCCCUGCCAAAGUGAAUAGGACGAAACAGAGAAAAAGCUUUUCUCGGAGCAGGACUCACAUUGGGCAGCAGCGGCGCAGACACAGAACUGUCAGCAUGUGCUCAGAUAUCCAGCCGUCUUCUCCUGACCUAGAAGUUACUUCACAACAAAAUGAUAUUGAAAAUACUGUACUUGCAAUAGAACCAGAAACUGAAACUGCACUAGCAGAAAUAAUUACUGAAACUGAAGUUCCAGCACUUAAUAAAUGUCCUACAAAGUACCCUAAAACAAAGAAGCACUUGGUCAGUGAAUGGUUAAGUGAGAAGAAUGAGAAGACUGGAAAACCUUCUGACAGCCUUUCAGAAAGGCCUCUGCGCAUAACUACAGAUCCUGAAGUGUUAGCCACACAGCUCAAUUCUUUACCCGGCCUCACUUACAGCCCCCACGUAUACUCUACUCCUAAGCACUAUAUCAGAUUUACUUCACCAUUCCUUUCAGAAAAAAGGAGAAGAAAAGAACCUACUGAAAACAUUUCUGGCUCAUGCAAGAAGCGAUGGUUGAAACAAGCUUUAGAAGAGGAAAACUCAGCAAUUUUACAUAGAUUUAAUUCACCCUGUCAAGAGAGAUCCAGAAGUCCUACAGUCAAUGGUGAAAGUAAAAGUCCACUGCUAUUAAAUGAUAGCUGUUCUCUUCCAGAUUUAACUACACCACUAAAAAAACGAAGACUUUAUCAGUUGCUAGAUUCUGCUUACUCAGAAACCUCCACACCUACUCCCUCACCAUAUGCUACACCAACCCACACAGAUAUUACUCCCACGGACCCAUCAUUUGCCACUCCUCCACGGAUAAAAUCAGAUGAUGAAGCUUGUAGAAAUGGUUAUAAGCCCAUAUAUUCGCCAGUUACCCCAGUAACUCCUGGCACACCAGGAAAUACCAUGCACUUUGAGAAUAUUUCUUCCCCAGAAAGUUCUCCAGAAAUUAAGAGACGCACUUAUAAUCAAGAGGGAUAUGACAGAUCUUCGACCAUGUUAACACUGGGGCCUUUUAGAAAUUCUAAUUUAACUGACCUGGGUCUGCAAGAAAUAAAGACUAUCGGUUAUACCAGCCCCAGGAGUAGGACUGAGGUCAAUAGGCAGUGCCCUGGAGAAAAGGAUUCUGUGUCAGACCUUCAACUGGGACUCGAUUCAAUCGAGCAGACUGCCUUACUUAAAACCAUGGAACCACCUACACAUGACAGGACUGAUCCUACCAGCCAACUGGAAUCUACUCACUCUGGACGGGGCACAAUGUAUUCUUCCUGGGUAAAGAGUCCUGACAGAACAGGAGUUAACUUCUCUGUAAACUCUAACUUGAGGGACCUGACACCCUCACAUCAGUUGGAGGUUGGAGGAGGCUUCCGAAUAAGUGAGUCAAAGUGCCUGAUGCAGGAUGAUACUAGAGGCAUAUUUAUGGAAACACCUGUGUUUUGUACUUCAGAAGAUGGGCUUGUUUCUGGUUUCGGACGGACUGUUAAUGACAAUUUGAUCGACGGAAGUUGCACACCCCAGAAUCCACCACAAAAGAAAAAGGUCUCCCUGCUAGAAUACCGUAAAAGACAGCGUGAAGCUAGGAAAAGCGGCUCCAAGGCAGACCACUUUCCCCUGGUUAGUGUGUCCCCUCAUGCAAGUGGCAACUUGAGCAGCAGCGGUGACAGCUGUGGCGGCAGGACCGAGAGCGGGGAGCAGGCAGACAGCACCACGGGCCUGCCGUUACCGGCGCCGCCUACGGUUUACAGCGCUGCUUCAGAAGACACCAGCAAUAACUGUCCCGUUAAGGAAGCUUCCGCCAGUGAGAAGAAUGAACCAGAAGUUCAGUGGACCGCUUCAACCUCAGUGGAGCAGGUGAGAGAAAGGAGUUACCAGCGAGCCCUACUCCUCAGCGAUCACCGAAAAGACAGAGAUAGUGGGGCAGAGUCGCCAUGUGUCCCAUGCUCACCGGGUCAUGUUCCGUCUUCACCUCCAUCUCAUUCAAAUCACAUUCCCCAGUUGCAGCCCCAGGGCCCAGUCCCUCCUUUCAGUGAACUUACGGAAGAUCCUGACCCUGAAAAUCCAGAAUCCGUGACUACAAAUGAAUGUCCAUCCCCAGACACUUCUCAAAAUACUUGUAAAAGCCCUUCAAAAAUGAGCAAGCCUGGUUCACCGGGACCUGUACUUCCUGUCCAAGCACAUGGGAAAAUACUCACAAAAGCAGAGUCCCAUUGGGAGGCCACAGUUACUGUGUCAGAAGCUGAGAACGGUGUUCACCUGAAAACAGAGCUCCAACAGAAACAGCUAUUAAAUAACACCCAAGCGCUUUCGAAGAAUCCUCCUCCUCAGCCACUCGUUCGAAGCUCAUCCGAGCAACUUCCACAAAAGCUGCCUUCUGCGCCAGUGAAGUUGCACUGUCCUCCGUCCCCUCAUGUAGAAAAUCCUCCCAAAUCAUCGACACCUCACCCGCCGGUACAGCACGGUUAUCUCUCACCAAAGCCCCCCGCCCAGCAGUUAGGGUCUCCCUACAGGCCUCAUCACGCACAGUCACCUCAGGUGGGAACCCCUCAGCGAGAGCCUCAGAGAAAUUUCUACCCCACGGCACAGACCCUGCAAGCCAGCACUCAGCAGGCCACCUCCGGAGCGUUAUUUACACAGACCCCCUCGGGACAAUCUUCGGCCACCUACACCCAGUUCAACCAACCGAGUCUGAACAGCGCGGCUCCACCCCCUCCACCCCCUCCGCCCCCUUCUUCCUCUUCUUACUAUCAAAACCAGCAGCCCUCUGCAAACUUUCAGAAUUAUAAUCAGCUUAAAGGUGGGCUUUCCCAACAGACUGUGUUUGCGUCGGGACCAAAUCAAGCACUUCCUGGCACCGCGAGCCAGCAAACCGUCCCAGGACACCAUGUUACUCCGGGGCAUUUCUUGCCUUCUCAGAACCCCCCGAUCCACCAUCAGACUGCUGCCGCCGUGGUCCCCCCACCGCCUCCCCCACCCCCUGCCCCAGGACCGCACCUCGUCCAGCAGCCGAGCUCCCAUCAGCAACACUCAGUGGCUCACGUGGUGGGGCCCGUUCACGCCGUCACCCCUGGGUCGCACAUUCAUUCGCAAACCGCGGGCCACCACUUGCCACCCCCCCCUCCGCCUCCAGGUCCCGCCCCUCAUCACCACCCACCGCCCCAUCCUUCCACGGGACUCCAAGGUCUGCCAGCACAACACCAGCAUGUUGUCAACUCGGCGCCGCCUCCGCCACCGCCACCGCCACCUUCCAGUGUUUUGGCUUCUGGGCACCACACCACGUCCGCUCAGGCCUUACACCACCCGCCUCAUCAAGGACCUCCACUGUUUCCUUCAAGUGCUCAUCCGGCCGUACCACCAUAUCCCUCCCAAGCCACACACCACACCACUCUGGGGCCGGGACCCCAACACCAGCCUUCUGGAACAGGGCCGCAUUGUCCGUUACCAGUCGCAGGUCCUCAUCUCCAGCCCCAAGGACCAAACAGUAUUCCAACGCCUACUGCUUCAGGGUUCUGUCCUCAUCCUGGCUCUGUGGCCCUGCCACACGGGGUUCAAGGACCCCAGCAGGCAUCUCCAGUGCCUGGACAAAUCCCAAUUCACAGAGCACAGGUGCCACCGACAUUUCAGAACAAUUACCACGGUUCAGGGUGGCAUUAAAACGGACCCCAAAAACAUUUUUUAAAAUGUUCUGUAAGAUAAACUGUAUAUUUCAUAUGUACCUGUUAAGGUACUUUUUAAAGCUUGUACAUGAAACUUUGUAUAAAAAAAAAAAAAAACACCAGUGCUCUUUCAUUGUAUUUUUCCCAUUUUUGCUUUUUAAAAUUCCUUAAAAGAUGUGCUGUUAAGCCAGUAUUAGGUAUCUUUAUUUUGUAAGUGAACAUUCCAGCUGUUUUUCUGGCAGUAGAUUUGAUGCUACAUGAUCUUUCAAUUUUAUUGUUGCAGUUAAAUUCAUUUAGUGAAUGUUUUCUAUAUUAUUUCAUACAUACGCAUUUAAGUACACAGCUAAGAAAUGGCACUAUGAGGAUUUUCAUUUUUCUUCCUGUCAGCAGUUCUGUGAGUGCAUCUUAGGUAUAAAAAAAAAAAAUGCAAUACAGAUUUUUAUAGUUUGGUGUGGACAUGGCUCAUUUUGUUUUAUCGGUUAUUUGCGAGCAAAAUGUAAUUUAAUGUAUAGAUGAUUUUUAACGUCUCCCGACACACUGUAAAUACUGCAUUUCCUUUGCGUAUAUAACUGCUUACAGCUUUUCUCAUUGGAUAUAUAGCGUUGUACAUAUGACAGGUCUUUGCAAAACUGUGUGAUCUUUGUGAGAGUAGUACAGUAUAUGGCCUUUAAUUUCUUUUUUAUUUUAAAUAUACUGUCACAUUGAAGCACUGGUUGGGCAUUUUAAUUCAUGUUAAUAAAUCACAAUUAUGUCAGUUUUA